Oreochromis niloticus (Nile tilapia) is the source of this 1754-nucleotide messenger RNA. RefSeq names its product zinc finger protein 239-like. The record is from RefSeq and is a predicted model, not a curated record. The coding region runs from base 11 to 1123 and encodes 370 amino acids. The transcript is spliced from 3 exons. NCBI's taxonomy places the organism in Eukaryota, Metazoa, Chordata, Actinopteri, Cichliformes, Cichlidae.
AGAGGAAACAAUGACUUCAACAGAAAAGGACCAACAUGGAGUGAGAGAUCAGCGCUCUCAGGAGGCCGACAAAUCACACAGAAGAAAGGAAGAGAAAAGAUACAGCUGUGAUGAGUGUGGGAAGGAUAUUAAUCGGAAGUCUGACCUGAUACGGCAUCAACUCAUCCACAGUGGAGUUAAAGCACACUACUGUGACUUGUGUGGAAAGUCUUUUACCAUGGCUGCAAACUUAAAAAGACACCAACUCAUCCACAGUGCACUUAAACCGUACAGCUGUGACUUGUGUGGAAAGUCUUUCACCCAGUUCGGACACUUAAAAAGACACCAACUCCUCCACAGUGGAGUUAAAGCAUACAGCUGUGAUCGGUGUGGUAAAGCUUUUGCUCGUAGUAGCAGCUUACAGGGCCAUCUAGUUACCCACUCUGAAAAUAAUAAAGCAUAUAGCUGCGACAUUUGUGGAAAAACAUUCUGCUCGCUAGUCAAACGAAAUAUUCACCUGCGCAUUCACACUGGACAUGAUGUUUACUGGUGCGAUCAGUGUGGGAAACUGUUUACAACAGCCACACACUUACAAAACCACAUGUUUACCCACACUGAGGAGAGACCUUAUAAAUGUGACUGGUGUGAAAAGGCUUUUAAAGAGCCACGUUCCCUGAGACAGCAUCAACAGAUUCACACCAGAAAAAGACUCUACAAGUGCAGUUACUGUGAGAAGCAGAGCGACACAGAUGGAUCCAGUUCUCAACCCUGUCAUCACUGUGGUGGUGGGAAAGAGUUUCUCUGUGACCUUUGUGGAAAAACUUUCAGUCAUCAACGAAGCUUAAAAGUACAUCAGCGUAGACACACUGGAGACAAAAUGAACUACUGCAAAGAAUGUGGGAAAGGCUUCCCCAAACUAAGUGAAUUAAAACGACAUGAAGUCAUUCACAGUGGGGUUAAAAAGCACCUCUGUGACCAGUGUGGGUCAUCCUUCACCACUGCAGGUUACCUUAAAGUACAUAAACGAGUCCACACAGGAGAGAAACCAUACAAAUGUAGACACUGUGACAGAAGUUUCUCAUAUUCAGGGAGUCGUGAUCGCCAUGAACUUCGACAUAUUGAAGGGAACUUUAGAACAGUGUGACAAGAGCUUUAAGAAUCUGUUUAUAAUCUGAACAUAAACAAUCCCUCACUGUAAAUAAACUGUUUCACUGUUACCAAUGUGCAAAAACAGUCACUUCAUUAUCUGCUCUAUGCAAACAUCAGCGUGAUCCUGCAGGACGGACUUCACUGGAUCACAGUGAAUCUCAAAAGACAGAAACAUCCUCUUUUGGUUUCAGGGUCAGACUUACAAACCAGAUCAGGCUCCACAGAGUUCAGAUGGAAUCUCCUGUAAAGAGUGUCAGCUGAUGUCACACUUGGAUCUCAUUUUCCGUGACAGAGCUCGUAACGUCAAGGUGGACAUUAGGUAUGGCUUUUUGCAGUGAUCUUGUAUAGAAAACAACUUCUGUAUCAAUAAUAUGUUUUCUUUUUGUCUACUUUGUGGCUCUGAUUUCUGGACUUGCAUCAAUAAUCCUGAAUGUUACAUUUGGGAAGCAGCAAGUUUUUCUCUCUUUUUUUUUUUUAUGGAUUUUGAUUCUCCAAAAUGUUAUCACUGUCACGUUUAAAUGGUUUUCCCAUUGGGACACCGUAUUUAGUAGUAGUAGUUGUUGUUGUUGUUUUUGAUAUUGUUUCACCUUAUAGUUAACUAAUAUUGUAUAAAUACUUGAACUUAA